GAAAAUUCAUUCAAGAUCGACACUAGAAUGGCUUGGGUUGAUAGACCAAAAUCAUCUGUAUCUGCCAGAUUUGGCAGAAGCAACAGAGAAAGGACAAAUCUACCAGAUAUAGCAUGUUUGGUAAAAAAAAAUCAGACAGAUAUAGCAUAUACGGAGGAUAUAGUAGAAAAAUACAAAGCAAUUAGUAAAAGAGAAAUGUAUUUGAACACUGUAAAAACCAUUGUAAAUAAAGCAGAUAAGCUUAGCUUAACUCAGCCUACCCUUGAGUUAAAAUAUAAACGAAUAAGUAUUAGUAGUCCUCUUUGA
Racocetra persica is the source of this 306-nucleotide messenger RNA. The record is from the annotation of a GenBank genome assembly. Lineage: Eukaryota; Fungi; Glomeromycota; Glomeromycetes; Diversisporales; Gigasporaceae.